AUGCCGAAAAAACCUGCUGAUGCUAAUAAACCUCGCGGCCCUAUCACUGCCUAUGCAUUAUUUGUUCGUACAUGUCGUGAUGAACUGCGCCGAAAAUAUCCUCAAUUAAGUGUUGAUUAUAAUGUUAUAGCUAAAAAAUGUUCGGAACGUUGGAAAUCAAUGAGUGAUUCUGAAAAAAAGCGUUUCAAUGAUAUUGCUGAUUCACAACGUAAACGUUAUAAAGAAGAACUUGCUGUCUAUCAGCAAGAACAAUUAGUUAAACAACAACAACAAGAUCCACCAACAUCAUCAAUAUUAAUGCCAACAACACAAUAUUUUAUUGAACCAACACAGCAACAUACACUUGUUAACAUACAAAAGAAACCAGCCAAAAAGCGUGAUCGAAAACAAAAAGAUCCACAUGCACCAAAAAAACCUUUAUCAGCUUAUUUUCUCUUCUGUGCCGAUGAACGACCUAAAGUUCAUAGUUCACAAGGAGGCAUGUCAGUCAGUGAUGUAGCACGUGAACUUGGCGUGCGAUGGAAGCAAACACCUGCAGAAUUGAAAAUAAAAUAUGAGCAAGCUGCAUCGGAGAAAAAAAAUGUCUAUCAAGCAGAAAUGGCUCUUUAUAAAAAUCAAACAUCAACGAAUUUAUCACCACCUGAAACUCCUCAAACGCCAUCAUCGCCUCACGAUUUUCAAUCGGUAUCAUCUUUCAUGUCUAUUCAACAAGCUUCACAAUUACAAUUUGAUCAAUGUGAUACAAAUGAAAAUCAAGCGGAUUUUGAUACACUAACACACGAACAUGAUGAUUAA
Messenger RNA from Rotaria socialis, 795 nucleotides. The record is from the annotation of a GenBank genome assembly. Lineage: Eukaryota; Metazoa; Rotifera; Eurotatoria; Philodinida; Philodinidae.